Molecule: messenger RNA, 1401 nt
Organism: Thunnus maccoyii (southern bluefin tuna)
Lineage: Eukaryota; Metazoa; Chordata; Actinopteri; Scombriformes; Scombridae
Product: CD209 antigen-like protein E
Exons: 6
Coding region: 571-1302 (243 amino acids)
Source: RefSeq, a predicted model, not a curated record
AAGGAGCGUUUCAGGAUGAGGUUACAAAGAAAAGAUGACUUGUCUCGCCCUGUCGCCAAGGAAUUUUAUUUUCUACAUCUUCCUCUUUACAAGAAUAAUACUGAACUUCCUUUAUUCUUAGCUGAUGAGUCUGCUGAUGUUGCAGAGUUGCAGUACAAUACAGGAACAUUUAAUCAUGAUCUAUGUAAAAUAGUAACACACAUACACAGUGUAAUCAUAACUUUUAUAACAACUUAAAACCAUUAAGACAUACUUUAAUGAGUAAAUGAAUAUGCUAGAAAAGAGCAUCAGAACUCAGGGCAGGAAACACAGUCACUCUGCAUCACGCUACUGCUGUCCUCCGAUUCCAUCAUCAGCCAAUGAGGAAACUCCGACACUCAGUUGGCUGACCAGUGGUGUAACUUCAUAAUGCACUCACUCACUAACUCAACCGUGGUUAUAUAGGGCUGGUCUGUGGCUGGUCCAGCCAAAAACUGUGACGGAGAGACAGUUUCAUCUUCUACAGUACAUGUACAGCAGCCAGUGCUACACAGCUGUCCUUUUAGAAAAUACCAUAGUUGCUUUUCAACAAUGGAAGAAAUCUAUGUCAAUGCUGAAGACAUGAAAUAUGUUGAUACCAAACAUUCAAUAAUUCAGACAGGUCCGAAGACUUCAGAGAGGAGAUUUCAUGGAGCUGUUCUUGUCUUUCUGGGGCUGCUGAGUGUUUUCCUGCUGGCUGGACUCAUCGGCCUCGGCGUCUACUAUUCCGUUGUCAUAAACAACCUGACUGAGCGUCUCCAGGACAGUAAUAACAAGCUUUGUUCCGUGUCUGAAGAGAGAGACCUGCUGCUUACCAACCUCACUGGAACUAUAGACAUGGACGAGCUUCAGAGUUUGUCUGUACAGAACAGAAUUUGUCCUGCAGGAUGGAGGAUGUUCGGAUGUUCCUGUUAUUUCCUCUCCAAUGAGUCUGGUUCCUGGUCAAGAGGCAGACAGGACUGCAGAGAGAAAGGAGCAGAUCUGGUGGUUAUAGACAGCACUAAAGAACAGACAUUCUUUUCUACCUUCACUGAGGUAGAAACUAUGAUUUGGAUUGGUUUGACUGACAGAGACAAAGAGGGAACCUGGAAAUGGAUUGAUGGAACACCACUGACUUUAAGGUACUGGGAAACAAAUGAGCCUAAUAAUGGAGGUGGAGAUCCGCAGUGGGGUGAAGAGGACUGUGCACAUAUCAGGACUGGCAAGAAAACUGAAGACAACUGGAAUGAUCUGUCAUGUGAUACUUCUCUGCGGUGGAUCUGUGAGAAAAAUGCUGGUGUAUAAUAUGUAAAAAUGCUUUUUCAAUGCAAACUAUGAUUUUGCAAUAAGGCAAAUCAGUUUGUAUGUGUGUGAAAUUAAAACUUUUCUCUGCUGUGCUGAUGA